This is a messenger RNA of Chinchilla lanigera (long-tailed chinchilla), 360 nucleotides long. RefSeq names its product defensin, beta 115 (gene Defb115). Lineage: Eukaryota; Metazoa; Chordata; Mammalia; Rodentia; Chinchillidae. Gene Ontology annotation, biological process: innate immune response. Gene Ontology annotation, cellular component: extracellular region. The transcript is spliced from 2 exons. The record is from RefSeq and is a predicted model, not a curated record. Bases 1 to 360 code for a protein of 119 amino acids.
AUGAGUUUCCUGAUGCUGACCUUGACUAUCUGUGGGUUGUUAUCUCAGCUGGCCGCAGCUGCCUGGAGUAUACCAAAAUGCUGGAAUAAUGUGGGACACUGCAGAAGACGAUGUUUAGAUACUGAAAGGUAUAAACUGCUUUGUAAGAACAAGGUAUCAUGCUGCAUUCCCAUACGAAAGUCAUAUGCCAACACUCCAAAGCCACCACCUCCCUUAAUCCCCAACUUACAUGAUAUAACAAUUGAUAUAAGUAAUUGGAAACCUGCUUCACCAGGACUUAGUGAUGAGGUAACAAUGGAUGACACUGAGUCUGAAGAAACCACAGCAACGAUAAUUGAGACUUUUAAAGCUGUUCCUUAA